CGCUGACCUGUGCGGUUAGGUCGGUCGCUGACUGCGGCGAUAUGGUUUUCUACGUCCCCUAGACGUAGAAUGAUCCCACCAAAAACAUAUUACCCCUGGUACAGUCUGCCGACACCGGAUCCUAUGGAACCAUAUAGCCGAACGGAUCCUCUGGUUGUCUUUCUCAAAGGGAUUUGUCUGCAACAUCGUUAUGGUGUUUUACAAAGAAAGCUACGUAUCACCGAUCCUACUCAAUUCAGUCGAUAUCGCGCUCGUGAUCUGCUGCAAGUUGGCAUGACUGAACUGGAAGUCAACCGUUUGGUCAGCCACCUGCUUGACCUUGAUAUGCCGAUUGGAAAUCUCUUGACGGAUUCAACUACCAACGCAGGAAAGACAUUCAGUUCAGGCGCGCUGUGGCACUCGAAUUGGGACCUUCGGCGACCAGUCGAGAAUCCCUAUAGUGUUUCUUCUCAUCUAUCUAAUGGACCGAAAUUACUGCGCAAGCUUUUUGGCAAGAAACCCAUCCCUCCAUCCAGUGCUCCCGUGUCACCAUCGCAUCAUCAUUAUGAACCACUCAGAACUCCAUCACCACCCACACAUGGCCAUCAUCGUAGGUGGGCACACGGUACCCCCUCUAGUCGCCGUUCCUCACCGCCAUUCGGUUUGCGGACCACUCCCACACCUUCCCCCACUCCAACACCACGAAGAGCUAGUGCAACCACGGCGACAAAAGUGACUGCUACAUCCACUUCGCCCCCUCCGCUGACUUGUCUGAUCCCCGAGCAAGAUAUACAACUUCAUUCACGUCUUGGAGUUGGUUCAUUCGGAAUUGUUCGCCGUGCCGAUUGGACCACACCUUCUGGAGAAGUAAUUCCUGUGGCCGUCAAACUUCUACGACCUGAAGCCAUCAUCGGGGACCAUUUCAAAGCAUUUCUUGAUGAACUCCGUGCAAUGCAAUCACUUUCCCAUCCCAAUUUGAUCCGGCUUCACGGUGUCGUUUUGUCCAAUCCCAUCAUGAUGGUCACGGAGCUUGCACCGUUAGGCAGUUUGCUACUCCACCUACGCGCUCAGUCUGUGUGCGCCAGUUCAAAAACAUAUUCCAGCAGUUCUUCCGAACUCUCCCACUUCCCACAAGUUCAUCCAGCCCUUCAGGUCGAUGCGCUUUGGGAUAUGGGAGUCCAGAUAGCCCAAGGAAUGUCUUACUUGUGCUCCCGAGGUCUGGUGCACCGUGACUUGGCCGCACGCAAUAUCCUCUUGGCAGCUGUGCGCGCAGGUGAAUAUCCUCAGAUCAAAAUCGGAGAUUUCGGACUCGUCCGGACAGUUACCACUUCCGUCGCCAGCUCUGUGCAUCAGACAGACCUAAGCUUCUCCGACGCAGUUUAUGCAGGUCACAUUGAACAACGCAUCCCAUUUGCAUGGUCUGCUCCGGAAUCUAUUCGAAAGCGAAUUUUUUCGCAAGCCAGUGACGUAUGGAGUUGGGGCGUGACUUGUUGGGAAAUGUGGACCAGUGGGGCUGCUCCCUGGCCUGGUAUGGAUGCUCAAAGGCUUCUAGAGGCUUUGGACGCCGGACGUCGACUAGCUUGGCCACGCACCUGCUGCCCUCGACGCCUGUAUCAGAUCAUGCUGGCCUGUUGGCGUACAGAACCGCAUCGCAGGCCGACCUUUGCCUAUUUGAUUGAACGCCUGAACAAGAUACGUCCGUUCGAAGUUGUGGCCACCCAGACGUUCGAUGAGGCCGAUCGAUUAGGUCUCGAAUUCGGUGAUGUGGUUGUUGUGGUCGAGGGCCAGCCCCAUAAUUUUUGGUGGCGCGGGCAGAAUCGACGUACCGGCGAAGUCGGUUCGUUCCCCCGAAGCAUCGUGCGCCGCGAUGGAAAACUCUCACGUAUCAAAACUCCCGAUUACGUGUCUAAAGCCACUUCCAAAUAUGAAGUAGUCCUAGAUGCCAUGGUUGUUUCUCUCUCUUUUUGUCGUCAAUACGUACGUAUUCUCGUUUCUGUCUCUCUUGUAGCCGAAGAUAUCAGUCGUCCGAUCACAAAUACUUUUGUUCACGCAGCACACUUGGAUCCGAAUGGACAACGAUGGGGUGUUCAGGAUAAACGAAACUUACAACAUGGCCGCAUAAGUCCAGCUAGCUUGGAUGACUCGUUGAGCACCGACCACAAUGUACCCAUCGCAGAUCCCACACAAACGAGCCUGGGACUGUUUGACGAUCUGGACCGACUGCGGGACCGACAUGAUCCAGGUUGGUCAGAAGAAACAUGGUAUCCGAUCCAAGAUUCCACAUCAACUCAUAGCUUUGUUGACACACCAACGACCUAUCAUCAUCAUCAUCAUGCAAAUGAGGAUGCUUAUUCGUGUUUCACCGGUGAUGCUCCACUCAGUGGUAAACCCUCUCUUGAACAAUACGACGAUGAUGAGGACGAACGAGCUAUCUUGGAUCGGGCCCCAAACUCCUUGACUGGGAAUACGGAGCACGCAUUAAGGGACGUGAACAUCGGCAAGCGCGAGGUUUUGUGUGAUUGGACUUACGAAUC
Messenger RNA from Opisthorchis viverrini, 2513 nucleotides. RefSeq lists its product as hypothetical. Gene Ontology annotation, biological process: protein phosphorylation; positive regulation of kinase activity; cell surface receptor protein tyrosine kinase signaling pathway. The transcript has 9 exons. The record is from RefSeq and is a predicted model, not a curated record. NCBI's taxonomy places the organism in Eukaryota, Metazoa, Platyhelminthes, Trematoda, Opisthorchiida, Opisthorchiidae. The annotation marks the transcript as partial. Gene Ontology annotation, cellular component: basal plasma membrane; signaling receptor complex. Gene Ontology annotation, molecular function: ATP binding; protein binding; transmembrane receptor protein tyrosine kinase activity.